Scomber scombrus (Atlantic mackerel) is the source of this 8383-nucleotide messenger RNA. It is a transcript of the gene slc23a2, whose product is annotated as solute carrier family 23 member 2. The coding region runs from base 263 to 2428 and encodes 721 amino acids. The transcript has 16 exons. Gene Ontology annotation, biological process: transmembrane transport; L-ascorbic acid metabolic process. Gene Ontology annotation, molecular function: transmembrane transporter activity. Gene Ontology annotation, cellular component: membrane. The record is from RefSeq and is a predicted model, not a curated record. Lineage: Eukaryota; Metazoa; Chordata; Actinopteri; Scombriformes; Scombridae.
CUUUAUGAAAGGCGAGAUCCUCUCCACUGGUCUGGCAGAUCUUUAAAACACCAGUUUUGUCGCUGAGACAGAGCUUGAGGACGCUCUCAUCUCUCUCUCUCUCAUCUGUCUUGUUGUGUCUCGGUGAGUGUUGGGGCUUUUACCUCCGGCUGUCUUCGCCCUCCCGCUCCGCUCCGACAACACAAACUACGGGGACGAGCCAAAAGGACUCGACGCUAGCCUACAAGGGAAGUGGGGCUCCGUCUUCUCUUUCAUCAGGCAGAUGCUCCCAGCCGCCCAGCUUGACAGGAGCGAUGGGAUGUGUCAACUAGCAGAUAAGGCAGCUCUGGACGAUGUAAUCGGACUGACGGACUCAUCUGCAGUGUUGAUACAAGAGCGAGACAAAGGAGGGACAGAGAGAGAGCAAGAGGAGGAGGAAGACAUUGAAGGCAAUAGGAUGGGCGUGGGGAAGAACACCACCUCCAAGACGAUGGACAGCAGCAGUGAGGGAGGAAAAUAUGAAGAGGAGAGCAAACAUGGAGCAGAUUUCUACCCGAUUCCGGUGGUGGUGAAUGGAGUGAGCGGGGCCAGUGGAGACCAGGACACUGAGAACACGGAGCUGAUGGCAAUCUACACUAAAGAUACUCAAGGAGCCGAAAAGAGCUCAAUGUCAGAGACGCUGGACAGCACUGACAGUGUGGAUGCAAGGAGGAUGGACAUGAUCUACACCAUUGAGGACACCCCACCAUGGUAUCUGUGUGUGUUUUUAGGCUUACAGCACUACUUGACAUGUUUCAGUGGAACGAUAGCGGUGCCGUUCCUCCUCGCUGAGGCGAUGUGCGUCGGUUUUGACCAGUGGGCCACCAGCCAGCUGAUAGGGACAAUCUUCUUUUGUGUGGGGAUCACCACCCUGCUACAGACCACACUGGGCUGCAGGUUGCCUUUGUUCCAGGCCAGCGCUUUCGCCUUCCUCGCACCAGCCAGGGCCAUUCUGUCGCUGGACAAAUGGAAGUGUAACAGUACAGUGGUUCCAGAAAUGAAUAGCACAGAGCUCUUCCACACUGAGCACAUCUGGCACCCCAGGAUACGAGAGAUCCAAGGAGCUAUCAUCGUGUCGUCUCUGGUCGAGGUGUGUAUCGGGGCACUGGGUCUACCCGGGAUUCUGCUAAAGUACAUCGGACCUCUAACCAUCACCCCCACUGUAGCCCUCAUCGGCCUGUCUGGUUUCCAGGCUGCAGGGGAGAGGGCUGGAAAACACUGGGGCAUCGCUAUGCUGACUAUCUUCUUGGUGCUGCUCUUCUCCCAGUACGCAAGAAAUGUUCACUUCCCUCUGCCAAUCUACAAAGCAAAGAAAGGAUGGACCUCCUAUAGGCUGCAGGUCUUCAAAAUGUUCCCUAUCAUCAUGGCCAUCCUGGUUUCAUGGCUGAUGUGCUUUAUUUUCACUGUGACGGACGUUUUCCCACCUGAGAAGGACAAGUACGGUUACUACGCCCGCACAGAUGCACGUCAAGGGAUCAUCGCAGCUGCACCGUGGUUCAAGAUCCCAUAUCCGUUCCAGUGGGGAUUUCCUACAGUAACAGCUGCAGGUGUGAUCGGCAUGAUGAGCGCGGUGGUUGCCAGCAUCAUCGAAUCGAUUGGCGAUUAUUACGCCUGCGCCCGUCUCUCUUGUGCUCCACCACCUCCCAUCCAUGCCAUCAAUAGGGGGAUAUUUGUAGAGGGUAUUUCCUGUGUGCUGGAUGGACUCUUCGGGACAGGAAAUGGUUCAACCUCCUCCAGUCCAAAUAUAGGCGUUCUGGGUAUUACGAAGGUGGGCAGCAGACGCGUGAUCCAGUAUGGAGCUGCCAUGAUGCUGCUGCUAGGACUUGUGGGUAAAUUCAGUGCCCUGUUCGCCUCUCUGCCUGAUCCUGUCCUGGGAGCUCUUUUCUGCACCUUGUUUGGCAUGAUAACGGCGGUGGGACUGUCCAACCUGCAGUUUAUCGACCUAAACUCCUCCAGGAACCUCUUUGUUUUGGGCUUCUCCAUCUUCUUUGGGCUGAUGCUGCCGAGCUACCUCAAACAGAACCCGCUGGUCACAGGCAUUGUUGGGGUUGACCAGGUGUUGAACGUUCUCCUCACCACUGCCAUGUUUGUCGGAGGCUCCGCUGCUUUCAUUUUGGACAAUACUAUCCCUGGUACUGCUGAAGAACGAGGCCUCAGGAAGCUGAAACGUGGCUCUGGUCUCAGUGCAGCAGAGCUGGAAGGGAUGAGAUCUUAUGACCUGCCAUUUGGAAUGGAUUUCAUCCGUAGACACCCCAUCUUCAAAUACAUCCCCAUCAGCCCCACCUUCACAGGCUAUCAGUGGGGGAGGCUACGGGAAGCCUGCAGCAGCAGGAUGGGACAUGGGGAUGCGGUGAAGGGAGGAGGAAUUGGAGGGGAGGGUGGAACAUCACCGGGGGAGAGUGGGGUAUAGCCAAUGGGCUGGACCUGAAAGAUGCCAAAUCUGGCUGAAUUUUGGGAGCGAGGGAUCGUACACUAAGAUAAAAGGAUGGGAGUUUGGAGGACAGAAAUGGUGCAGGAUUUGGGAUCGUGUGGAAGAAAAUGUGACGCACCAACCCUUGUCAGUUUGUGUUUUCUUUAGCUUGUGUCAGUCUUUUCCCACUUCCCACUAUGCUAUUUUGAGCAUGCCAUUGCAAGUUCACAGCAUGCUGUAAAAGAUGUCACCAUGCGGAGGUUGGUUGGUGUGUAUGCAUGUGUGUACAAUAUGCAGCCAGAGAUCACGGGUUUGUGCGUUAAUUUAUGUGUACUUUAAUCCAGACGAGAGACAGAUGGAUGUCAAACAAUCAAAGCUGAAUGUUUGAUGAUUCAUUAAUUCGUAAUCACUGUUAACUUGUACUGCCCGAGUCAUUUUCAUAAAACCUAUUAUGUCAAUUAAGGAUUAUGCAAAAAUUCUGUAUGAAUCAUUUGCCUCUAGACUUGUUAUGCAACCAUGUUAGAGAUACACACACACACACACAUGGACACACACCAACAUCCUCUCCAAAACUAGCUUGAGCGCUUUAAUGCAAGUCGGGUUCUUUUAGGUUGAUGGAAGUGGUUUGUCAGGUGCCCUUAGCCACACACAGUGAUUGUGAAAUUUGUUUUUACACUCUCUGCCUCCUGAUUCAGAAUAAGAAUGUCACUCCACAGCUCACCCCUCAGAGACGUAUUUACAGCACAUCACGUCAGAUCAUGUCGUUGGGGGGGGGGCUAAUAUUCACCUGAUGCCCUGUGAGAAAGGGCAAACAGUCAGUAACAUACCAGUUUACAUCUCUUUACUGUGACAGUAUUACUCAGCAUUUACUAACACGACCCAAACUCCUCCUGAACACACCAUCAUCUCAUUUGGCAAAUCAAAUGGGAGAUAACCUGAUUUUAUUCAUUAUGAAAAAUGAAUUUGGCCAGAUUUUGAUUUGAUAACCUGAAUUGUCUCUUCUAAUAUAUGUACGCACUUGCAUAACUGAAUCUCAAUGAUCCCUUUACUGUUGUGAUGACAGCAGUAUGUUUGUGAAAGCUACAAUAAUGGCACACAAUAAUGCUGAAAUGUGGCCUUGUCAGAUAAAUUACAAGUCCUGUGUGCAUAAAUACUAAGCUUAAAAAAAAAGAUAUAUUACAGGAGAAUUAAAUGUUUUUUGAUCCCGUGACUGUCGCAGAGCUCCCUGAUCAUCUGUGUGGAUUAUCUGUCACAGUUUUACAUGGUCACUCAUGCCCUGUUUUUAGCUGUAGCGUUAAUAUAGGAUCUACAAAGACUGCACCAUGAAUAAUAUGCCCCUGCAAUUGUCCAAACCCACCUGGUGUUUCCAUUUGUGAUAAUAAGUUUGCUGCAAAGAAGUAAUGGUGAUGAUUUUGUUUGGAAAUUCAAAGGUUGAAGGUGUUGUUGAUCUCAUUCUGUUAGAUUGUCUAGAUUGUCAUCCAGCAUUUGCCAUUAACAAUUUUCACUUAUUCAGUGGUGUUGACUUUCCCUUACAUUCCUCCUCCUCCUCCUCCCAUCCUUAGUCACCCAUACGUCUCCCGCUCUCGUCCCACUUCAUGUGUAGUUUACUGCUGAUGUUUGUUACAGGUCAUGCCUGUUUUAUAGUUCAGGCUGUGGCAGCACAUUUGGCACGUGAGGAAUCCCUCAGUCUCAAAUGCACCUUAUUGACGAAGUUGUGCCACCCCGAUAGAUUCCGAUUUGACCGCACUGUGUGCCUCUGCUGUUUUUCAUUAAAUUGAUACUACUUCAUAGUGGUUAAAAAAAAUACCACAGAAGAGUUUGCAAAAUGUUGAUUUUAUAGAAAUAAAAAGUAGCACAAUGAGAAAAUUAACAGCUAAAAAAGUACAAAAUGUUUAGUCCAACUGAGAUGUUUACUAACCAAAAACCAUACCAAUUACCAUGUACCAAAAGUUUUCUUUUCAACUUACUUUGUAAAAGUAAAUUGUCACUAUCAAGAAACGUGAUUACAUUGAAAUCUCACCCCAAAUUUCCUCACAUCUCUUGUGUUAAACCUAUUUAUUUAUUUAUAAGAAGAAAGUUGAUGUUUGAUUAUUUGAAGCAGGUUUAUGUGUCUCUUGCACAAUAGUGAAAGUAUAUUUAUUAGUUUAUUCGUUCGUGCCCUGUUAAGAUUGCUGUGACGAUUUACCCCCUCCUGCCCUUGGCCUCAGUGACAGUCGGUGCUUUUAGAAACACACCUAGAGAAAGUAGCUUUUCCUAAAGGUAGUUUCUGGCCUGAGAUGUGAGCUGCUGCUAUUUCAUUCCAUUUAUAUAAUGUUUUCCUUUUAAACACAAAACACUUAUUGAACUGGACAGUUGAGUCGAAUUUCAAAAGUCAGGGCCUUUUACUACAAGUACUGUUUGCACAUGAAAAGGUGCCAAGAACAUCAGGAUUAUGGUGAAUAAUAUUCACUAACCUGAAACUCUAAAAUAUCCCUAGAGUGCUUAUCCAAAUUUAUAGUAAAGUAUGAACAUUUUUUGUUUGUUGACCUGAAGACAAGUGACUGUAACACUUGGAUACUGAAUACUUUUGGGCCUUAGUCGUUGACCUGGCUAGCUUGUGACAAAUCUAAAACCUCACCAUCAUUGUCUAAAUGUUGGCUGUGCUCAGGACUGGCAGCGGGACAGCUGUAAAAGCAGUUUUACAAUGUUAAAUUAGCAGUGUGUUUACAGGCACAUCGGCUGAUACCUUGCUCCGUGAGAAUGGAUGAACAAGUCGAGGUCUUCCCUCUCAUAGGAGUGAAGGGAGGUUUGAUCAUUUUCAGCACCUCUCGUAGUGAUCUGUUAGUACAUGGCCUGCACACGUAAAAAUAAUCACAUGCACAGUGGUGUGACCUUGUUUUGUCAUGUCAUAUUCAUGCAACCAGCGCUUACAUCCUCUCUCCUCACACUUUUUGUUUGUUUGUUUUUUUUAAUGCCCGCACCCCACAGCCCUAACCCAGUCCUGCAGUGAAAAUAUAUAUUGGUGUCCUCUCAUGUUUGGUGUACCUGUUUUCCUCCCCGGGAAUUCUUACUGUUGAUGUUUCUGAAUGCAGGAGAAGACUUCGGCUGGCCACCUUAUUUAAGAGCCUGUUGGUCAUUGGCAGCUGAGUGAAGUUGUCAUAGAAACCUGAUGAGCAUUGGAGGUCUUUAUCUGUGCCUACAAGCAGCUUCCUCCUGAUUGGAGUUUUGAUUUUCAUUUAACGGUCCUUAACACGUGUUUUUUUCAUGUAGUCAUGAUAGAAUUGGUCUACUUAACAACAUAUUUUACAAGUCCAGACCCUCUACCUUGAGGGUUUAAAGGCUUGCAUUACAUACAAGUCAAUUUAGGCAACAGAUGGCUCUUGAUAAGGUGGCCACAAGGUGUAACACAAAGACAUCAGUCCCUUUCAGUUAUUUUGAAGGGGGUGCUACCUGAAGAAUAUACUUUUGUGUAUUAAGUGUUUUAUCUUUUUAAAUGUUUUUGUUUUUUUAUACAUCAUUUUUAUGUUUUUGCUAGCAAAUAUUUGUAAGAAACAAAUUAUAACUUUUAAUCUUAAAUCAUGCUGGAAAACGCACCAUUUUGUUGUACUUUUAUUUAAAAAGUAAAUACAUUUUGAUCCUAUUUUAAAUCCGUGGUUUGGUGGAAUCAUUUGGUUUGUUUGUUAGGACCUUUUUCAUAUGUAUUUUUUUACUCUUAACAUUGCUUUCUGUCCAUUUUAACACAUUACCGGUAUAAAUCAAAGAACAAGCUGAGAAACUUUAACUAGAUGUAAAAACAAAAAAAAACAAUUAAUAAAUGUAUAUUUAAUGGAGUAAAGUUUGCUAAACAACCUGGAAGAGAAAUUGUGUAAACUAAUUGUAGCAACAAAAUGUUCUAUUCUUUGUUCCUAAAACUAUUUAAUAAGAUGUUACAGAAUGAAUGCAGUCUUUUGUCUUCAUUUUUUUCACAUGGAAAAUCAAGGAAAACAAAAACAAGUUUUUUAGGUUUUGUAAAUGCACAACUUAUUUUCAUCUCUAUCUCUCUCAUCUCUGGCAUCAUUGACUGUGCCGAUGUUGCACCAAAAUCCGCCAUAUUCUGUGACAUUUGAGGUUCAACUCUGGGUUGACCAAAUAUUACAGAAUCCUCAUAUUAAUCUUUUAAUCUGAUAUCUUGUCAAAUUCACUUUUCCAUAAAGAGACAAGCUUGCCAUUGGCUACAAACCUAUAUGGUUGCUGCUUUAUAUGAAAUGUCAGUUUUGGAUUUUUACCUUGAUAUAGACAACUACAACUCCUAUUUUGACAUUUUUAUUUCAGAACGAGAGCCACUAUUUUCAGAAUUAUGUUAUUUUGCUGCAACAGCCCUCAUUUAAAAUAUACGUACAGUACCAAUCAAACGUUUGGACACACUUUCUCAUUAAGGAAAUAGGAAGGUGUGUCCAAACAUUUGACUGGUUCUCUAUAGUAUUGGGGGUUGUGUUUUGUUUUGGUUUUUUGGGGGGUUUCUUGGUUUGUUUUUUAGUUUGUUAGAAUGUUGGUUUUCUUAUCAAUAUAGAAUGAAUACAAAUAACUCAAUUCAAUGUUCCAGAGCAAGACUUGGUCAGAAACCAUAACAAACAGACCACAUCAGGCAAAGGGUAAAGACAAAUAUUUCUCUGUUUGGUCCUUUCUAUUAUUUUGUCAGACACUUAUAAUAACAAUCAGAGCCUUUCAGUGGCCAAAACAAGCCGUUAUAGUGGACACACACUGAUGGCACACAGUUGCUCCAAGUUAUUACAUUGCUGCAGCACUGUCGCUCAAUACUGGACUAAACUCAAAAACUGUUGUCCCCAUUAGUUGCUUAGUAACAAGAUGGGAAAAUAGGGUCAUGUUUUAACCCCUGUGACCUGAACUUUUGUUUGGUAUGCAUUUUUAAUUUCUCCUAGAUAUUUGGGAUUAGUAGAACCGGAUAAGUAUAAAACUAAGCAUCAUCUUUAAACAGGAAAUAGUUUUUGAAAAAAAUAUUGUCCUGUACAAUGGGGACAAUGGGUUUAUUUUACUGUUUAACAAAUAAUUCACCAGUGUAUAAAGCUAUUUUUUUCCUUACAUUUACUCCAACAUUAAUAAAGUCCCAAUGUCCUCAAACAAGUACUUCCUGAUUAGCAGUGUCGUAGCUUGUUGUUAUUGCUAAAAUUAGUUACAUUUGUACAGCAUAUCAAACUACAAACAUUGUUAAGCAUAAAUAUACAAAUUUCAACCAUAAAAUUUGAAAGGUUUUGCACCUGGUCCACUUUUGUCUGGGGAUCGGCUGUUGAUUGACUUGGCCAAGAUGCCUGCCAUCUGGUUUUCACAAUGAUUUUUACACUGUAUUGUGCUUUUGCUACCACUAGGUGGCACAAAAGUGUGCACGAACAAGACAAUAGGUCAAAGUUAAGCAGAGUGAAGUGUAAGCAGGGGCAUAGCUAGGGGGUGGCUUUUGGGGUUGCAGCCCCAAAUGUUUUCUUAAAAGCCCUGUAUCUUCAACCAGCUGCUAACUUCAGUUGAGACAGUGUUACUGAGUGAAAUGUUAAAUAAAAAUGAAUGCAAUAUUUUUUGUUUUCCUUUUCGUCUAAUGCCUUAUUUAUUAUUUUAUAUCUAUGUGCACUCUAUUUGGAAAAUAGUUAGGACCAAAAUAAAUCUCUACUAUAACUAAUGUUUGCAGUAGUCAUACAAUGCAGUAAAUUUAAAUUCUGCACAAGUGAACCAUCCAAAAAAAUACUGGCCUUGGCUCUGGGCUUAGCCCCAUACAUUGUCAACUACUAGACCUGCCCCUGAGUUUCAGCUCCAGCAAACCCAAAAUGUAAUGUCCCCAUAUGAGGAUGCAGGGUCGCAGGCAGUUAAAAAUAAGUUCCCUUUAGGUUUAUCAUCAUUUUGAUUUACCAAGAGUAUCUUUUUAUUUUUUCUGGCUGACCUGAGCUUCCAUACGUCCCACAUAUUACAUGAUUAGCGUUAUUAACCUACACU